CCCUGCUAAUGUGCUGACCAGUCGCUAUGGGCAGACGGUACCCGGAGGCUCCCUGUCACCCAGGCAGCUCAUAUUUCAAGUUAUAACCUAGUUCCUGCACCACUGCUGGCGACCCGUGACCCAUGUCAGAAGUACUUCCAGCUGACUCGGGUGUAGACACUGUGGCAGGGUUUAUGGCCAGCAGCGGAGCCACAGACAUCACAAAUCGAAACAGCCCGGCCACACCACCAAAUACCCUUCAUCUCCGUUCCUCCCACAAUGAACUGUUGAAUGCAGAGAUAAAACACACCGAAACCAAGAACAGCACGCCCCCCAAAUGCAGGAAAAAAUAUGCACUAACUAACAUCCAGGUGGCGAUGGGCCUCUCCGAUCCAGCUGCACAGCCCCUGCUGGGAAACGGCUCUGCCAACAUCAAGCUGGUGAAAAAUGGGGAGAACCAGCUCCGGAAAGCUGCAGAACAAGGACAGCAGGACCCCAACAAAAACGUCAGCCCCACGGCGGUCAUCAACAUAACUUCUGAGAAGUUAGAGGGCAAAGAACCCCACCCGCGUGAUUCCUCAGGCUGUGAAAUUUUACCCUCCCAACCCCGGAGAACCAAGAGCUUCCUAAAUUACUAUGCAGACCUGGAAACCUCAGCCAGAGACCUAGAGCAGAACUCGGGCAACCAGCACGGGGCUGUGGAAGAGAAGUCCCAGCCGGGCCAGGGCCCGGCCUCCACCAUCAUUGGGAAUGGUGAGGUGCUGCUGCAGAAACCAAGCAAAGCCCAGUUCAGCCCUGAAGAUGGUCAAGUGGCCACAGUGUCAUCCAGCCCAGAGACCAAGAAGGAUCAUCCUAAAACAGGGGCCAAAACCGAUUGCGCGCUACACCGGAUCCAGAACCUGGCACCGAGCGAUGAGGAGUCCAGCUGGACAACACUGUCCCAAGACAGCGCCUCACCCAGUUCCCCGGAUGAAACAGCAGAUAUCUGGAGUGAUCACUCCUUCCAGACUGAUCCAGAUUUGCCGCCUGGCUGGAAGAGAAUCAACGACAUCGCUGGGACCUAUUAUUGGCACAUACCCACAGGGACAACUCAGUGGGAACGCCCCGUCUCCAUCCCAGCCGAUCUUCAUGGUUCUAGGAAAGGGUCCCUUAGUUCUGUAACGCCAUCUCCCACCCCAGAGCACGAGGAUUUGCAUGCAGCCACAGUUAACCCGGACCCCAGUUUAAAAGAGUUUGAAGGAGCAACACUCCGCUAUGCAUCUUUGAAACUCAGAAAUGCCCCACGUGCUGAUGAUGAUGAUUCUUGUGGUAUCAAUAGUGACCCAGAAGCCAAGUGUUUUGCUGUGCGCUCUCUGGGAUGGGUGGAAAUGGCAGAGGAGGACCUCGCCCCUGGCAAAAGUAGCGUUGCAGUCAACAACUGUAUCAGGCAGCUUUCUUACUGCAAAAACGACAUCCGGGACACAGUCGGCAUCUGGGGAGAGGGGAAAGACAUGUACCUUAUCCUGGAGAACGACACGCUCAGCCUGGUGGACCCCAUGGACCGCACCGUGCUCCACUCUCAGCCCAUCGCCAGCAUCCGAGUGUGGGGCGUGGGCCGCGACAAUGGCCGAGAUUUUGCUUAUGUAGCAAGAGACAAAGACACAAGAAUUUUGAAAUGUCAUGUGUUUCGAUGUGACACACCAGCAAAAGCCAUCGCCACAAGUCUCCACGAAAUCUGUUCCAAGAUUAUGGCCGAACGGAAGAAUGCCAAAGCCCUGGCCUGCAGCUCCUUACAGGAAAGAGCCAAUGUGAACCUCGACGUGCCCUUGCAAGUAGAUUUUCCGACACCAAAGACUGAGCUGGUGCAGAGGUUCCACGUGUGGUACUUGGGCAUGUUACCCGUCGACAAGCCAGUUGGAAUGGAUACUCUGAACAAUGCCAUAGAAAAUCUUAUGACCUCAUCCAACAAGGAGGAUUGGCCGUCGGUGAACAUGAAUGUGGCCGAUGCUACUGUGACCGUCAUCAGUGAAAAGAAUGAAGAGGAAGUCUUGGUGGAGUGCCGCGUGCGAUUCCUGUCCUUCAUGGGCGUCGGGAAGGAUGUCCAUACGUUUGCCUUCAUCAUGGACACCGGGAACCAACGCUUCGAGUGCCAUGUUUUCUGGUGUGAGCCUAACGCGGGUAACGUGUCGGAGGCUGUGCAGGCCGCCUGCAUGUUACGAUACCAGAAGUGCUUGGUAGCCAGGCCGCCUUCCCAGAAAGUUCGACCACCUCCUCCGCCAGCAGACUCAGUGACCAGACGGGUCACAACCAAUGUAAAACGGGGGGUCUUAUCCCUCAUUGACACUUUGAAACAGAAACGCCCUGUCACAGAGACACCAUAGCUGCGUAUGUUAAAGGAUUCCAGACUACGUCCCUGAAGAUUGAAUAGCUACACUAAAGAAGAUGAACUGAUACCUGGCCUUCCAUUCAGUUGCUGAAGCUUUGUCUUCAGAGAAUUAAUCCUUAACCAAACAGUGUUAGACAAGCAUGUUCUCUCGUCUUGCCACCAUCCUGUGAUAUGAAAAGAAGCAUGACUAAUUUUUUUUGCUAUCAGUCAGAUACAUCCUGAGCAGUGGAAGGUCUUUUUCUUAAUGUAAAUAUGGUGACCAUUACUUGACUUCACACACACGGAGAAGAAUGUGGCCACAGCCCUCCUCGUGAACUAAAGCUGAGUCCUUGGGGUGAACGACGCCGGAGUUAGUUUCAUUGUCUCCUGGACUGGAUCUGUCACAAGCACUUGGCCCCGUGUCCAGCCUUGGAGUAGCCACCGCGUGCCAGAUACCAUUGAAUUGCUGUAAAAAUAGGAUGAGGAGUUUUUGUUUCAGUGUUUCACGAAAUCAGACCCUUUGCUUGACAACACCGGCUGUCGGCAUCAGUACAGAAACCAGCUGGCGGCUUUCCUUGACGAGCUCUUGGACGCACGGACACCAUUUCAGGUCUACAGCUGCUUAUGGGAUGUUGGGGGGGAAAGUGAAACUUCAGAAUUGAAAAGCAUACCAAAUUUGAGCAAUUAAAAUCGGGCAAAAAAAUAGCCUUUCUAGAUGGCUUUCAAACCGAUUAUUUAAAAAAAAAAAAAGGAAAAAGAAAAAUGAAAGAAAAUCAGAACGCAUUUCGGGUGGGACGUAUUUCAAACUACUGCCUUAUAUUGUACAAUGCAGCUAGAGAAUUAUAGUUCACUAUGGCCAUUCUCUACACAAACAACAUUAAAAUGAAA
Messenger RNA from Odobenus rosmarus divergens (Pacific walrus), 3211 nucleotides. RefSeq names its product amyloid beta (A4) precursor protein-binding, family B, member 2 (gene APBB2). The transcript is spliced from 14 exons. Gene Ontology annotation, biological process: regulation of DNA-templated transcription. NCBI's taxonomy places the organism in Eukaryota, Metazoa, Chordata, Mammalia, Carnivora, Odobenidae. Gene Ontology annotation, cellular component: nucleus; cytoplasm. The record is from RefSeq and is a predicted model, not a curated record. Bases 123 to 2339 code for a protein of 738 amino acids. Gene Ontology annotation, molecular function: amyloid-beta binding; transcription factor binding.